This is a messenger RNA of Plasmopara halstedii, 1005 nucleotides long. RefSeq names its product protein xap5 circadian timekeeper-like. The transcript has 8 exons. The record is from RefSeq and is a predicted model, not a curated record. Gene Ontology annotation, biological process: chromatin organization. The coding region runs from base 1 to 1005 and encodes 334 amino acids. NCBI's taxonomy places the organism in Eukaryota, Oomycota, Peronosporomycetes, Peronosporales, Peronosporaceae. Gene Ontology annotation, cellular component: nucleus.
AUGACAGGCAUCAAGCGCUAUGGAUCAUCGGGUGCGCACACGGUGGAAGGCAACGCAGCCGGAUCAAGGGCUGCGCACUUGACCAAACAGCGCGAGGAACAGCAAAAGGAAUACGAAGCAAAAGUCCAAAACAUUGAGAAGACCAAUCGUCGUGGGACGCUAAUUGAUGCCAAUUUUCAAUCGCAUCAAGACGACGACGAGAGCGAAUUCAAGCGCCAGACGGUAGGACUAGUGACGGCGGAAGAGUUUAGAAAGAAGCGCGAGGAUCUGCAAAACCGCAAAAGCUCAAAUGUAGAUAAUGACGAUGUGCGUUUUGGCGAACAGCAAAAAGAGGCAAAGAAGAAGAAGAGACGAAAAACCAAGGUGAUGGGGCCGCUCUCAUUUGAUCUUGAUGACGACAAAGACGAACAUGAUACAUCAGUGACGCCUAAGCGAGUUAAAAAGAGCAUUAAAAAUCCAAACGUUGAGACGGAUUUUUUGCCGGAUAAGGAACGCGAAAAGGAAGAGGCGCGUGAGCGAGAAAAACUUCGGGCAGAGUGGGAAGAAGAGCAAGAGCGCAUUAGAAACGAGAGUGUUGCGGUGACCUACAGUUACUGGGAUGGCUCAGGUCACCGUCGGGAGAUCACAGUUCCGAAAAAAACAACAAUUGGCAAAUACCUUGAGCUUGUCAAGCAGCAGCUAGUGCCAGAGUUUGCCGAGUUGCGCAGUGUCAGUGCAGAGAAGCUGAUCUACGUUAAAGAGGACUUAAUUAUUCCUCAUCACUACUCUUUUUACGAUUUGAUCGUAACCAAAGCGCGAGGAAAAAGUGGACCACUGUUCCAUUUUGACGUGCACGACGAUGUGCGCCUCGUCCAGGACCGGCGCAUCCAAAAAGACGAGUCGCACCCAGGUAAAGUUGUCGAUCGGUAUUGGUACGAGAAAAACAAGCACAUCUUUCCUGCCAGUCGAUGGGAAGUGUAUGAUCCGAGUGUAGUUCGCGAGAAGUACACAAUCCAUGGUGAUUGA